GUUGAAAAUUGAAAUAGAUUGAAAUUCAUAAUAUUAAUAUGUAAAUAAAAACUCAAAAUGUUAAAAAUGAAUAGUAGUUGUUUUAUGUGUUUGAAUAGCUCAGAUAAAACUCUAAAUGUAUUUUCCGAGGGAUUUGUAUUCCGUCCUAUUGAUAUUAUUAAAAAACAUUUUUGGUUUACGCCAACAGUAGAUAAUCCAGAAAUAUGCUUGAAUUGUUGGGAGACGACUGAAAAUUUUCAUAAAUUUUAUUUGAGAGUUAAAGAGGUACAUGAAAAUAUGGUGAAAUGUGAGAUUUAUGAUUCAGAAUUAGGAGGAGAUGGAGUUUUAAAUGACGAAAAACAUCAAGCGGAAGACGAUUUGCCUUCAUUUAAUUCUACAGAUAUUUCAUAUAAUGUUGCAAAUAUUGAUAAUGGCUCCAUAAUUGCAAAAUCAGAAAUAUUAGAUCAAAUAGCAGAUGAUACUUUGGGUAAAGUAAAAGAGGAAAUAGAAGUGUACAAUGAAAAGAAGCUUUCUACAAACAAAAUACCGGAUGGCAGAAAGAAGUCCAUCCAGCUAAUUAAGAAAACCAAGAAAAUUAAAGUAAAUACCGCUGAAGAAACUGAAGAAUAUGAUAAAAAAGUUGCUAGUUUUGUGACUCUUAGUUGCGUGAUAUGCUCUUCUACUUUUCCCACAUUUGGUAAAUUAAAAACGCAUUGGAAAAAUGGCCAUAAUACAAAUGGUUACGCCGUUUGCUGUAAUAGAAGAUUUUACAAGAGAAGCCUUUUAGUUGAUCAUAUUGAUACACAUAUUAAUCCUGAGCAUUUUAAAUGUCCUAAAUGUUCAAGAACAUUUACGAAUAGAAAAACUCACAAAGAUCACGUUGAUACAUAUCACGACUUAUCAAAAGUUAAACAUACAUGUGAUUUAUGCUGUAAGGAAUUUUUGUCAAACAAAACAUUAGCUGCUCACAAAAAAACUCACAGGCCUAAAGAAGAGUGGAAAUUCAAAUGUAAUUACAUUGGCUGUGAUAAAAUAUAUGCGAGUCGUCCGAGUUUGAAUAGUCAUAUUCAGCAUGUUCACAAAGUAACAACAAAGGUGUGCGAUUUAUGUGGCAAGAUAUUACAUUCUGAUAAUUUCCACAAACACAUGCGUAAACAUUCAAUUGUUGCUAACGAAAAAGUAGAAUGCCAUAUCUGCAAUUCACUUUUGGGCAAAAAAUAUAUAAAAACUCACCUCAAAAAUCAUGAGGAAGCUAAUAUGGAUCAUGUUUGCCCAACAUGUGGUAAAAAUUCUCCAAACCGUAAGGCUCUUUAUAAGCACAUAUAUGAAGUUCAUCGAUUAAAAAAAUCUCAUCCAUGUACUGUUUGUAAAAAAUCGUUUAAAUCAAAAGAUCUAUUAACACAGCAUUUGCCUGUUCAUACGGGUGAAAAUAAUUUUAAGUGUUCUUUUUGUAGUCGCUUAUUCAAAUUUAAAUCAAAUUUAUGUGAUCAUAAAAAAAAGGAACAUUAUGAAGAGUUCGAAGAGGAGAAACGUAAUCGAAGAAAGAGAUUAGUAAAAGAAAGUAAUACUCGUACUGUAGAUAGCACAUACUCCAUCAGAUUUUAUCAUAGAUUGUUAAAAAUGAGUUGUUGUUUUAUGUGUUUGGAAAAGCCGGAUAAAACUUUAAAUGUAUUUUCUGAUGAAUUUAAGUUCAGUCCUCUUGAAGUUAUUAAUAAAUAUUUUUGGUUUACGCCAACACCAGAUAAUCCUCUAAUAUGUUUAAACUGUUGGAAGGCAACUGAAGAUUUUCAUAAAUUUUAUUUGAAAGUUAAAGAAGUACAUGAAAAUAUUGCGGUAAAAAGUGAAAUAUCUGACUCAAUUGGAAUUAUAAAUGAUGAAAAAUCUAAUACUGGAGCUAAUUUACUUUUAUUUAAUUCUUCGGAGAUUUCAUGUAAUGUUUCAAAUGAUGAUGGUUCUUUAUCACUAAAGUCAGAAAUAUUAAAUGAUUCAACAGGCGAUAUAUUGGGUAACGAAAAAAAUGAACUAUCAGCGCCCAAAGAUGAAAGCUUUUGUCUUAAACAUGAGGAAAAUAAAAAAGUAAAGGUGAGAAAGAAUGUUAGUCGACAAAAUAAGAAAAUAAAGCAUAUUUCAAUAAACAAAGCUGAAGAAUAUGAAGGAUAUGAUCAGAAAAUUUCUAGCUUUAUGACUUUAAAUUGUGUUUUGUGCUCUUCAGCCUUGCCUACAUUUGGCAAAUUGAAAACACAUUUUAAAAAUGAUCAUAACACAAAUGGUUAUGCGGUUUGCUGCAGCAAAAAAUUUUAUAAAAAAAGUCUUUUGGUAGAUCAUAUUGAUGUACAUAUAAAUCCUGAACAUUUUAAGUGUUCUAUAUGUUCGAAAACUUUUAAGAAUAAAAGAGCUUACAAAGAUCAUGUUGAUAUAUAUCAUGACCUCGCAAAAGUUAAAUAUACAUGCGAUAUAUGUACCAAGGAAUUUUUUUCAAAUAAAAAAUUAACUGCUCACCAAAAAACACACAGACCUAAAGAAGAGUGGAAAUUUAAAUGCAAUUAUGUUGACUGUGAUAAAAUAUAUCCAAAUCGUGAGAAAUUAAAUAGUCAUAUACACCGUGUUCACAAAAUAAAAAUCAAAGUUUGUGACUCAUGUGGAAAAAUUUUAAAUUCUGAUCAUUUCCAUGAACACAUGCGAAAACAUUCAGAUGUUGGUAACAAAAAAGUGGAAUGUCAUAUAUGUAAUUUAUUUUUUGACAAAAAGUAUAUAAAGACUCAUAUCAAAAAUCAUGAAGAAGCUAAUAUGGAUCAUAUAUGUCCAACAUGUGGUAAAAAAUCCCCAAACCGCAGAGCACUUUAUAAACAUGUAUAUACGGUUCAUCGCUUAACAAAAUCUCAUCCAUGUACUGUUUGCAAAAAAUCGUUUAAAUCGAAAGAAUUAUUAACGCAACAUAUGCCCGUUCAUACAGGUGAAAAUAAUUUUAAAUGUCCUUUUUGUGAUCGCCUAUUUAAGUUCAAUUCAAACUUAGCUGAUCAUAAAAGAAAGGAACAUUUUGAGGAGUUUGAGGAAGAAAAGCGGAAUCGAAGAAAAAGAUUAAAUACAGAAAAUAAAACCAUAUUAAAUACAUAGUAAUUUAGAUUUACGUAUAUUACUUAUGAAAACAAAUACUAUAAAUUUUGAGUGAUUGUGUAUUUAAACAUAUUUAUUAUGUAUGAUGUGUGUCUGUAUAUAUGUACCUAUAAUAAAAUGAAAUUUUGUAUAACGACAAUAUUACAACUGGAAACUAUUUUAAUUUCUUGUAUAGAUAAUAUAUCACACCUAGUAAUGUGUCCUUGUCCUAGAUAACGAGGGUGUAAUGUAUAUCAUGUUAUGCAAUAAUUAUGUACGCUCAUUAUGUAAGUUUCGAAACGUAUUAAAUUAUCAAAAAAGUUCGUCUUACAUGCACUGAGGACAUGUGUGCGCAAAUAUAUUUCGUUUGUAAAUCCGAAUUACCCAAAUUUUUAGCAUUUUCUGAGUGUUCUUUUUCUUUUUCAAAAAAAAAAUUUUUAGACAUUUUUAACAGAAUAAGAACGAAUUUGUUGACAACAUAUGCGAAACAUUAUUUUUUAAAUACCAAAACUAGAAUUACUAGAAAUUCCAGGUUGAAAACGGAAAUCGUUGACGGUUGCAGCUCACCGCUGUGGUUCUGCUUU
Messenger RNA from Condylostylus longicornis, 3656 nucleotides. RefSeq names its product transcription factor grauzone-like. The record is from RefSeq and is a predicted model, not a curated record. Bases 58 to 3093 code for a protein of 1011 amino acids. The transcript has 13 exons. Gene Ontology annotation, biological process: regulation of transcription by RNA polymerase II. Gene Ontology annotation, cellular component: nucleus; chromosome. Gene Ontology annotation, molecular function: zinc ion binding; chromatin insulator sequence binding. Lineage: Eukaryota; Metazoa; Arthropoda; Insecta; Diptera; Dolichopodidae.